AUGCAGCCUCUAUUUAUCCCGGGUACUGUUCUCUUGGUUGAUGAUCCCUCCAACUUGUCCGAGAAGUUUAAGCUCAUUACUGUCAGGAUCAACUUCUAUGGUGUCGCUUAUGACGGCCUAGCGCCGGAUUUGAAUACAACGUUCGACGGCUUAAAUACGGGCGGCGUUGGCGCGGCCUUCUGGCAACCUGUGGCCAUGAAGAUCGGUCGUCGCCCGGUGUAUAUUAUGGGACUUCUCAUCGCCAUGGUCGGCAGUAUCAUCGGAGCUGUGCAAACCAAUUGGGGAGUUUGGGUGACAUUUAAUGUGUUUUGGGGUCUCGGAUGCGGUCCGAAGGAGGGCCUCCCCCAGAUUUCCUUGCAGGACACUUACUUUGCGCACCAAAUGGGAUCGAAAGUUGGAUACUGGGCACUAUCUUACAGUGCCGGUGCUUUCAUCGUCGCUACUAUGGCUCUGGUACUAUUCUUCGGCAUGGAGGAGACGCUUUAUCCUAGAUCGUACAGCACACAUCAAGCACCACUUCCACGAGCACGAACCGCGGAGAAGGGCUGUAGCCCUGCUGAAACUGGAUAUGUGGACAAUGGGGUCAAGAUGAAGUCCUACUGGCAGACCCAUCCGCUGCACUCAUGGGGUGUGAACCCCAACGGAGCCUGGCGCGAUCUCUUUCUUCGUCCGUACCAGCUCGCCUUCUUUCCGCCCGUUCUCUGGGCGGGUGUGUUUACCGGUGUCUCGAUUUGCUGGUGGGCUGCGAUCUUCACAACGGAAUCCCAGUUCUUCACCGGUCCACCGUACCUAUGGAGUGGCGAAAAGGUAGGCCUCACCAACGCUGCCGCACUUCUCGGUUCUAUCCUAGGUACCGUAUUUGCAGGAAACGUCAGCGACUGGUUCAUCAUCGUAGCGGCACGCCGUAACAACGGCAUCCGAGAACCAGAGCACAGGCUUAUCCUCCUGGUCGUGACCGCUGUCGUUACCUCGGGCGGGUUAGUCCUGUACGGCAAAGGGGUAGAGGUCGGACUUCACUGGAUAUGUCCUGUAUUCGGGAUGGGGUUAAUGGCUUUCGGAUUCACUGCAUCUUCCAUUGUUGGAGAGACUUAUAUCCUCGACUCCUAUCGGGCAGUGGCACCAGAGGCCUUAGUACUGAUUAAUAUCUUCCGCAACUUGAUCGGCAUGACGUUUGUCUUCGCUGUGCAGCCGUGGCUUAUCCACUCUGGUUAUGGUAAUGCGUACAUCCAGAUGAUGGCCAUGGGGCUUAUUGCGCAUUUAACCGUGAUCCCGAUGAUGAUUUGGGGGAAGCAACUGCGCGCGAUGACCGCAGGGCGAUACGUGCGCAUGGUCGAGGCGAGUGGUAUUCCUCGGGAGUUCGCCUGA
Aspergillus bombycis is the source of this 1365-nucleotide messenger RNA. RefSeq lists its product as uncharacterized. The record is from RefSeq and is a predicted model, not a curated record. The transcript has 7 exons. Lineage: Eukaryota; Fungi; Ascomycota; Eurotiomycetes; Eurotiales; Aspergillaceae. Gene Ontology annotation, biological process: transmembrane transport. Bases 1 to 1365 code for a protein of 454 amino acids. Gene Ontology annotation, molecular function: transmembrane transporter activity.